This is a messenger RNA of Drosophila simulans, 681 nucleotides long. RefSeq lists its product as uncharacterized. The transcript has a single exon. The record is from RefSeq and is a predicted model, not a curated record. NCBI's taxonomy places the organism in Eukaryota, Metazoa, Arthropoda, Insecta, Diptera, Drosophilidae. Bases 310 to 681 code for a protein of 123 amino acids.
UAAUUGACAACGCUAGCUCUAGUGUAACGGUCACACUAAAUACUACAUUUAAAAUAAUAAGAUGCGACGCCGUAAAUUUACAGUGUAAAAACGUGAAUGAACUGAUAUAAAACACCAACGUGUGGACCCAUAGUCCAGCACUUUCAAUUUGAAAUAACCGUAGCACAAAUUUAGAUCGAAAAAAUGUGAGAGUGGUCAUUUUUUUCCGCAGUUUUCCCCAGUGCUAAAUAUAGAGCAUCAAAAUGUUUGGCAUGAACGCAAUAUCGUGAAACUAUUAUCUGCUUUUUAGUCCUCGCUGCCUGAUUGAGUAUGUCCACAAAUAUCUGUAAUCUAGAAGUAAUAAAGAACACAAAUCCAAACCAAAAUAACCGCGAGGACCAGCAAACAAAAACAUUUGAUUUCGACCGCACCGAGAGCGAUGCGACGCACCCAAUAUUACGCAGAGAUCAUCGCCAUAAGCCUGAACGGGUCGAAUGCUUGACGUGCUGCUCUCAAUUCGAGAGUUUCUCGUACAGCGACAUUUGCUCGCACUACAUAUUCAACCAUCCGCAUAAUUCGGAUAGUUUGCGCCAUCAUCUGCCCAAGUGCUUGUACUGCAAGCGCGACGUUCAUCGUUUCCAGCGUAAUAACAAGUCAGAGCCGGAGAUCUAUCACUUUUGUUCGCCCCGCAAGCAGUGUUAA